This is a messenger RNA of Diabrotica virgifera virgifera (western corn rootworm), 1283 nucleotides long. RefSeq names its product polyprenol reductase. Gene Ontology annotation, molecular function: 3-oxo-5-alpha-steroid 4-dehydrogenase activity. The transcript is spliced from 6 exons. Lineage: Eukaryota; Metazoa; Arthropoda; Insecta; Coleoptera; Chrysomelidae. Bases 325 to 1245 code for a protein of 306 amino acids. Gene Ontology annotation, biological process: dolichol-linked oligosaccharide biosynthetic process; polyprenol catabolic process. Gene Ontology annotation, cellular component: endoplasmic reticulum. The record is from RefSeq and is a predicted model, not a curated record.
AUUUAAAAACAAAUAUGUGUGAGGUUAAGACAAUUAUUUUUAAAAAUAACAAAGAUAAUAAAAAUCAAUUAUACGAGAAUCGUACAUUUUUCAUCAUGCAAGAAUAACAUUAAUAAUGGAAAUAAAAAAAAUAUGCUUGAGAGAUUGAUUCUAAUAAUAAAAUAACACUUUCUCCUGGCCCCAAUUUUUGUUACAAAGAGAAAACUAUAUUUAUCUAUCAUUAGAUGAAGAUUAUCAACAUAGUGUCACAAGUGUAUACUCUGCUGUCAAGUUUCCGGCAUGAUACUUUAGAAACAGAGAUCUGCAAAACAAAAUAAAACAAAAAUGAAUUACAUUCUCCUUGGCUUUUCUUUAGCUUCAACCCUGAUGAUACUCUUCUCCAAUAUAGUAAACUUGUUCGAAGAAAACUUGCCAACCGUAUUUUCACAAGCUCUUAGAUAUGGCAAGUUUGCUAGCAAAGAAAAGAGUAAACGUUUUUCAAAAUUUCUCAUAGAGAUUCCUAAAGCAUGUUUCAAGCAUUUUUAUGUGGUGGCUCUGAACUGCUACGCUGUGGUAUUCGCCAUGGUUACUGCUGUAUACCUGUUGAAGUAUGAAGUUCCAUGGUUUGUCAUAGAGCUGAUAGAUCUGGUGGGUGGACAAGAAAGAGUUUCUUUUGUUACACCAACUCAAACUUAUGUAGUAGUUUGUCUGAUGUCACUGCAAGUAAUAAGACGAUUUUAUGAUACACACUUCGUUUCAAUUUUUGGCAAACAUAGUUAUAUCAACAUUCCUCAAUACCUUGUUGGGAUUGUCUAUUAUCCAGCAACGGCACUUGCCAUUUUAUGCGAAGCACCGAAAUUUGCAUAUGUUUCUCCAUACGAGUUUGAAAACGUAGAUAUUUCAACCCUUACAUAUAUAGAGAAACUGUCUGUACUUCUAUUCUUGUGGGCCUGGUGGCAUCAGUACAAAGCCACUGAAAUUUUGGCCAAAUUAAGAAAAAAUAAAUCGGGACAAAUUAUAACUAGUGACCACAAAUUACCACGAGGUGACUGGUUCGAAUACAUAUCAAGUCCUCUACAGGCAGCUGAAAUCGUAAUGUAUACAGCGCUAACAAUAAUUUUAAGAUACAAUAUCACAUGGUUCUUCGUUUAUGCAUGGGUGAUUGUAAAUCAGGUUGAAACAAUGCUGUUGUCUCACUGGUGGUACCAAGAAACUUUUAAAGAUUUACCAAAGAAAAGAAAGGCUGUUAUUCCAUUUGUUUAUUAAGUUUUUUACAUACUAAAUAUAUAUUGAAUUGUUUUAUA